AUGGGAGCUGCAGCUUGUAAAAAAGAUGAAAUUGAAAUCAAAAAUCUUUAUUAACUUUAUCUAAGAGUAAGUAAAUAAAAACUACCUGAUCAAAUUGCUAGUGAAUUACUUUCCAUUCGUACAAGAAUUAUUAAAGAUAAAGUACCUAAAGAAUGCUAAUUAAUUUACAAUAUUCUCCUUAAUAAUACAUAAGAUGAAGCUAUUUUUGAAAUUUUAAGACUAUAAUUUUAGUAAGUUCAAAAUCUAAAUUAAGCUGGUCUUAAGAAUGAUAGAUAAUAUUAAGUUUUUUUAAAUAGUUUCAGAUUUUUGAAUCUUUAAGAUUUAAGAAAAUACAUUUAAAUAGAUUUUUACAAAAACAAUAACUUUAUUUCUGAAAUUCUUAACUUAUUUUAUACUAUUGAGCUUUACUGCUAGAAAAUUAGUUUGUUUUUAUCUAGAAUAAGUCCUAAAUAUUACUUGUUCUUUUAUUCUCUUUUAUGGAAAUAGUAUAAACACAAUGUUAAUGUCAUGAAAAAUAUUUAUCAUUUUCAUUUCAUUGAUAAUAAUCAAUUUAAUAAAAUACCUCUUAAUUUUACUUUUUAGUUAUUCAUGUAUAAAAUAUGGGGUAAUAAUAUUCAGCCUUAGUUGAAUAAAAUUUAAAUCGGUUAAUUAUUGCAUGAUAAAACAAAUGAAUAACUUAUAUAAUAUUUUAACGAUUUCAUUGAAAUCUCAAUAAAUGAAUAUCAAUUAAUUUAUUCAGGCAACAUUGGACUUAAAAAUUCAAAAGGUUUUUAAAAUUUUCUUAAUAUUCUUUUCGAAUUAUUAAAUGAAGAAUUUGAUGGAGUAUUUAAUAAAAAUGUUGAAAAAAUUCUAAAUUAUAUAAAGGAGAAUAAAUUUUUAAAUUAGAUAUUAAAUGAAUAAAUAUUGAUUCAUUAUAUAUAUCCAUCAGUUUUUGAAUACAUAGAAACUCAUUUAUCUUAAAUUUUAAAAGAAACAUUUAAAAUCACAAAAAAAUAUUUAUUAGAAUUAAUCGUUGAAGAUAAAGUUUCUAAUAAGACUUUAUCAAAAUUACUAUUAGAAGAAUAUGAUGAAAAUUUAACUAAAUAUUCUCAGAUGUCAUCUUCUCAAUGCAAAACAAAUUAUACAUCAUCUUUAAAAGUAAAUUACUUUUCUGUAUAAAAUUAAGAAGAAACUACAUUUUUUAAUUAUUAAAAUAAUAAAUGGGAACAUUUCUCAAAUAUAUAACAUUAAAAUUGUAUGAAUAUAAUUGAAUUAAGUACAAAAGUAGAUGAAGAAAAAAAAAAAUUAGAGUAAAGAUCUAGUUAAUUCUUUAAGACAUUCAAUACAGAAAAUCUGAAAUAAUAAGAAUUUAUUAUUUCAUACAUCAACAUUAUACUUGAUUAUACCUAUGUAAAUAAAUAGGAAGAAAUAUCAGAAUUAAUACUAUAAUUUAACUUGUUUUAUUGA
Molecule: messenger RNA, 1446 nt
Organism: Paramecium sonneborni
Lineage: Eukaryota; Ciliophora; Oligohymenophorea; Peniculida; Parameciidae
Source: the annotation of a GenBank genome assembly